Messenger RNA from Spirometra erinaceieuropaei, 9513 nucleotides. NCBI's taxonomy places the organism in Eukaryota, Metazoa, Platyhelminthes, Cestoda, Diphyllobothriidea, Diphyllobothriidae. The record is from the annotation of a GenBank genome assembly.
AUGCGCAAGAGAAAUUCUAUCCAGGUUCUUAGUUUAAUUUUCCAUAUUUCGAGCUAGGUUUGGCCCGCUAGUCCUUCAAAUUGGAAUUGCAAAAUCGACGAAGGAUCAACUGGUCUCAUUGACGCAUGUUGGGCUGCGGACAGCCGCCACAUCCUAACAACUUGUGAUUUUUAUCUACGAAUUACCGUUUGGUCUCUCUCAAGUACGAGCGUGUCUUAUAUGAAAUAUCCCAAGGUAUUUUCGUCCGUGUGUCUCGAAUGCGCGGUUCCCGUUUUUUUCCGUGAUGUCCCGUCUUCUACACAUAUAAUGAGGCACAAAUAGAAUUUUUAGUGCUUAUUUGUUGAAGCAAAUGAUGAACUCAUGAAAACCAUACGGAGGACUGCGGUACACACCAGACGAAGGUACCAGGUUGGAGGCAGUGUAGCGGCCGAGGACAUCAAGGGUAGCACACACCCAAGUAGCGAAACACUCGAAAGAGAUCCUGGCUACCGUUGAUAUGAAUAGGGCUGUUAGUAAGUCACAAUGCUCAUCCGCACAUAAAGGAAGAAGAAACGUCAAGUGGGCGAGAGCGUAUAAUGGGCAGAGGUGGGAAUUCGAAACGCAUAUAAUAAUAGUUUAUAGUACAAGCAGAACGAGUUACAACUGUUGAGUAACCUGUCUGGAUGGAGAGUCGAUACAGACAUGCCAGCUAAUUAACUGGUGGGGAGCGCAGCGCUGUCGGCAACUGCGGGGAAGAGCCGAGGGGGGUGCCGACGUAGAAAGAGGGAGAACGAUACGUGCGUCACGGUACGUUGCGGGAAGAGGGGUCGGCGGUAGUGAGAGGAAAACACACCGGCCAUCUUCACCAGCAUGCAGUUACGCCAACUCCAUCCUAUGUCCGCGCGUUGAAAAGUGUUUCUUCACUCAAACAACCCUACCGAGGUCAUGGGGCAUUACAGCAGCUGCAGGCGCUGUAACCUUCGUCCCUUCCAGUUGACCGCAGUAUUUUACGCAUUUGUUAGAUCCUUGCCGAACCACCUUUUGAGGAAGAAACAGACCAAAGUGAAGCUAAAAUAAGGCAGGACGAAGGGUUGAUCACUUUUGUGAAUGAUAUCCAACCUCCUUGAAUUUCUCCCCUUAGUGGCCCGUUAGAUAAAUACAGUGAUUUUAAUUCCGUCCGAUGUUGUCUUAUUCGGGCUUCUGCGCCUACUUCCUAUGUAAUUAACCUGGUCACACAUGUCCGCGGUCGUGUGAUUUAAUCCGUAGACCUAGUGACUGCGUCGACCUAAGGAUAAAAAAUAGUUCAGGAAUUGCUGUACAUCUCGGAACAAGGAGUCACACCUUUGACCUUGGGACAGCAAUAAGAAUUUGUACAAAAUUGGAAUGGGAAGUGACGAGCAGAAAUCGCUUUGAGCGUGGGUUGAGAACUUGCUGCAUCCAUGGAAUCUUGUGUUUCCGUUCCAUAUCACCGCCUGAUUUGGAAACUUGAGGACUUUCAGUCUGUGAAAUCGACUCGUGCGUUUAGAUCAUGCAGCCGACUCAACUUCUGCCCUGUCUACGGAAUCCGUGAGAUGUUUGUUGGAAACUGCCGUGCGGACCCCUAUCUUAAUUUGGACCUCAACUGCUGUUAAUCCGGUUCCUCACUUACAAGUUUUGACACGAUUUCCUACGCGGUAGUCAUCCCAACACGGUUAUACCGUACGUUGCGUUGCGUCUUGACAUCCCCGGAUCAAGCUCAAGUGCCGGCGCGAUUUAAGUCCGACAUACAUGGGCAUUUAACGCCUCAUUUCUAUUAGCGUUAUUAAUGUCUGCCUCUAGCUUGACCUAAAAGCCUCUACAGAACGCCAAAUGUAUCAGAACUCGAGACAAGUAAAACGAAAAGAUCCGCUUAGACAUACUCUGGUUAAGGCAGAACUACUGGCUUGCUUGUCAAAGUACUUCUAGACUGAUGUGAACAGUUUUUUUUCUCAUAACCGAAAAUAGGGACAUACGUAGUACUAGCAAACCAGGCCUUUCACGUUUACUCGAAUUCCUAGAAGUCCUGACCAGCCCUUUAUUUUCUAGGACUUUGUCGCAUUGAGUUUUGUCGGCCCUUUAGGUGAGUGGUCUCUGGAAAAAAUGUUCUCCGCCCCCCUGGAGCACACCCAUAGCAGCUGCAAACUGUCUAAAUUCAUGUAAUUCUACGUCGCACAUUCCUUCUUUUCCUCCUUCAGGCUUGCCCCAAGAAUCUAGCUUUCUCACCUGGCGGCCGGUACCUCUGUCUGCUCGAGCGCCGCGAGUUGCAGGAUUGUAUGAGCAUUUUUGAUUGUCAAUCAGAAUGGCGCCUGGUCGUCAACGUCCAGCUGCCCACCAAAGACUCAUGUGGUCUAGAGUGGUCCCCAGACGGGCGUUACAUUGCUGUCUAUGAUUCAUGCCUACACGACACUGUAGCCAUAUUCACUGCCGACGGACGUCAUCUGCACACCUGCUCGCUGUCUGAGGGUGUGAGUUAUCAUCUAGGAGUGAAGUCAAUCGCGUGGUCCCCCUCCGGCCAGCUUCUCGCAAUCGGCGGGUGUGUUUUCGCCAUUUUUGCAUUUUAUCUCACUACCGUUCUGAACGCAGUCGAGACGAUCUUCCAAAUAGCCUUGUAGUAUAUUCGCAGACGUUCAUGGAGCCUUACCCUGGCUUGAGGCCAUCAGACUGUGCAGCGCUUAAAGUCUAAUGAAAAGUAUGAGUGGUGAAGUUGAUUUGGCGCGGCAACGAAUACGUUAGAUGCUGGACGGGAUGCUGAUCUCUCUGUGCUGUUUUCUGUCCCAUUAUUUUGUCGUCGGCCCAAAGGCCUUGCUUCGCCGUAGCGGUAGCAUUGACAGGAUUCUGCCAAAUGCUUUUGUGCUUCAACAGUGGACACAUCCGUCUAUCUUUGAAGACAGAGAAAUGCAAAGAGAUACACAGCGAACGGAGUGCGUAUAAUGGGGGAAAACUGGUAUUGCCUUUCAUCAGGAGAGGGUUAAAUUCUAUCUCACAGGGAACGUGCAGACCCUAUAAUAUCUUUGUUUGAACUACUGUCAGACGGGACGUUCGGCCGCAUUUAGCUAGGGCUCCUUCAUCGAGUAAACUUUGCAGUCUGCGCCAUUUCUUAUCUGUUCAGGUUCCUUUUCUUUCAAAUCAGGCAACACAACCUCGAGGUUGGAUUCGAAGCCAACAGUGCCAUUAAGUGCGGAUAACUAAUGCCUACUGGCAUCUCAUGCACUAGAACUUGUCGCACUUGUUUUUCGGGAGCCACAAAAACCCAAUCAAAUCUAUUCUUUUCCAUCAUCUCACACUUCUCCCCUACCCCACGUCUCAUGCCUCCCGUUACUUGUUUGGACAUUUAAAACAUUUUCUAUUCUUUACAACAUCAUCCUUGCCCUGAUUAACCCCAUAGAUUCGACCAGAAGUGUCGUAUUCUGAAUCACGCAAACUGGUCCUGUCUGAUGAUGCUGCAACACCCCCUGUCAAAACCCAUCGAUCCUCAUGUGGGUCUUAGUCCGACAGGCGAGGUCCUGGAGUCAACCCCGAAUUUGGACUCAAAUCAUUCUUACCGUGUGGCUAUCUACCAGGAGGGGGGCAGUGAGCAAUCUGCCGCAAAUCCCCUUUCAGCUACGCCGGCCGGAGCGGCAGGCUGCAAUUACGAGGUUGUCUCCAAACCCAUCCAGAUUCCCAGUUUAAAGCCGGACCCAAAGAAACCUAACCCUAAGGUAACUACGUUCUUUUUUCUUAAUUUUUUCCUGGCCUUGGCGAUGGUACUUUGUGAUCCUCCAUUGCUUUUAUUUCUUCAGGAAUUGAUCACCAAGCUAGCACGGCGUGUAGGAACUGCGGACAUUACAAGAUUGCGCAAAACUAGAAGGAAGAUCAGUGUACUUUCCAAGAGCGCGCAAGCCCUGCUUGCGCCAUAAACUAGAAGGGGCUUAUGGCUCUGCCAGUGAUGGGCAAAGGAGUCGUUUCCAGGCGUCGCAGUCGUCGUGUUCAGUAGCACUCCUGCCUGAUGCCACUUAACUUGAACAAGUCGACAAUUCUAACUAUCUCGAGACGAAAUUGUUGCCGAAGUAUAGAUGACACAGUCUCCCUGAGUCACGAUAUGUCAGUCCUCAUCAAAAUCUACUUUUAUCGAACAUUAGUCAGGUCAUUCCUCCUCUGCCGCUGUGAACGCGAGGCUGUGCCGGCAUUAAACGAGCGAAAGCUGAAGGUUUUCGGCCACCGUUACCGGAAAACAGUACUUCGAACGAGGUACACAGCCUUCUUCCUCACUUAAUAUAACUUCCUUGCGGGGACAUCCAGAGAAGAUAAUGCAGUAGUUUGUGCGGCCCCGUUUAUAGCUAACGAAAUUAAGUCGAAGUGAGCCUCCACACAAUCUCUCAUGGUAUGGACUUACGGAAUUUCAUUUUCGCUGCGAAGGCAAGAUAGAGAGAGAGGGUAGAGCUCGCAAUAUUAGUCCUCAGGUUUGAAGGAGCAAUAUCAGGGCAGCACUGAGACGGGAUGGAUGGGGCAUAAUGGUCAGCUGCCUAAGUACAAGCUCAGAAUGGUAUUGCCGACAAUGACAAGGGAGACCGGAAUAGUCAUUUCUACCUUAUUAGCCUUCGUCAGUCAGUCUAACCCAAUCUGGGGCUCGAUCCCGCGACUUGCUAGUUAGAUGUCCAAAGUCUCUAACCACUGGGCCAUGGGCCUGUUGCCUAUAUCAUGCGCCGCUGUGCGGCUGCUGGUUGGGCUCGAGAGAGAGAACCCGCAAGGCACAGUGGGACGAGUGAGUUCCGUAGAAACGAUUGGUAAGCGCCCCUCUACCAUUAUUACAAGCUCACCUUGACUGUAGUGAGAUGUAAUUGCGCAUCACUGUUCCCACCCCUCCUCACAGCUCUAAUGCGCUUCGGGUGAUAAGAUAGAUUCAAGACACGGUGGCUGCGCGGGCAUCUUACUACAACGUACUGCUUUUUUAAGGAUAUUCGCCAAACCAGGCUCAGCAUUCAUACCAACCCACUGGCAGUCUUCAAAACUAUCACUGCUAAACGCUGUGGGCCUUUAUUACUGUCUCUGUGACCCCUCACUUUGUAGUUGACCUGCAUCUCUUGUCUCAUCCUGUCGAAUUUUUUACAGCCCUGGAAGCUAUGCUUGUGGAAGUCUCUGCGACCCCCUACUUUGUAGUUGACCUGCAUCUCUUGUCUCAUCCGCCUGUUCAACCUCUUGCCAGCCCCACGCUAGUCCUGUGGAGUGCGGAUAUAUCAGUGCUCUAAUAGCAUUAACUUCAAAUGGUAAAUCAUUUAAUAUGGUUAAUGCACACAGAAAUAGCUCCAACACAGUGAGCAUUUUUGAAAAUGCGAUUUCCAGAUAGUGCAACUGAACAGGGUGAUGCGGAUACCGGGGGUGGCCUUCAUUUCGCGUCUCACUUUUUGAACGCCAUAUGCGGCUGCUUGUCAUUAGAGACGGAGGAGGCGGGUGACGCUUCUACGUGCUUCGGAUUACGUCCCUUCGCUUCUAUGGGCCGUAUUUGUAGUAAUACUUGACGGCACUGUUGGUACUGCGUAAAUGUUUGUGGCUGCAGUUGGGGACGCUUACUUCCUUCGGUAGGAAAAUGUUCCUUUUGGCAUUUCCAACCAGAGCUCACGGACCGUAGUCCUUCGGUCAUCCGAAAGCUAGACUGGUCCCAAGGCGACUCUCGGAUUGACUGUCCGGGGAGGUUGGCAUCGUGUGUGUGACCUGGUGAGGUUUUCCGCCCGUGGGGUCUGUUUGUAGUCACAUAGGCUCGCGGCAGGUUGAUUUGCGAGCCGAACCCCUCGCAGCUGCGCCAUGCAGCGGCAAAACAUCGGCGAAACACGCGUGUAUGGGCUUUUGGCUAGUACCUGUGCUGUUAGUAUGGUAUCACCUUACGCUAAAGUACACUACUAGCUGCCUGUUGGCAGUUAAUGAAUAUUACGCGGUUAGCCGCUUUGGCUGAUGGACUUUGACCCAAAUAUUCAUGUAUAAAAUUCUCGGUCUGAGUCUAUAGACCUUGAAUAAACUGAAACUACUCCAAAAGUGAGUGUGUCGGUUUUUUUCUCUACAUUUUACAGAUUGGUGUCGGCCUCUGUCUUUUCUCACCAACCGGUCGUUAUUUGGUUACCCGGGUUGACAACGCUCCCGGGACGCUGUGGAUUUGGCGGGUAGGCCUUCGUUUCUCCCUCGCCUCCCUUCUUACUCACACAUCGGGUCCAGUUUCAUCCGCUGCCUGGGACCCUCAGUCUACAGCCCGUCUAGCACUGUGCAUUGGAACAAAUGUGGUGUUCAUGUGGACACCUCAGGGUUGUCUGGCGGUUGAGGUGAGUUUAUAUCACCCCCCUCCCCUUCUCCUUCAUUCUUUUUUGUCUUUACAAUCGCUGAAACUGCGCAUUUACGCCUCCGGCGUCAGGACUUUAAGGCAGGUAGUAGGUCGCGAUGUCAGCAAUAAUUUUGCUAAUGUACAGUAGGUGGGCUAACUCCAUGAAAUGUCAACCGAAAUUACGAAAUGCAUUUUCGUUUUGAAAGGAUUAUUUAAGUAGGCUUGUAAAACGAGUCUGCCUGCAACAUAAUUCUGUAAUAUGUCAGUUACGUCAGGAUGCCGCCUUCGAAUGAACUUCAUUCCGGUUGCAUGCAAAAACUACACUCUGUAAAAAGCGACUACGUACGCGGCAUGAAUUUUUCUCAUUGAUUUUCGAUGCCCCCAAAAGUCCAAUUAUAUUUCAUGAGGAGCAUGCAUACAAAUAUUCAUUCUUUUGCUCAUUCGAUAGAUAAUUACGUCUUAUUCUAAUUUUAUACUCGAAGGAGGGACAUAAUUCGGUUUUAAAAAAGUUUCUGAUUGUGGGACUUCUAAAUACCGUGAAAUGGCCGUUCAUAAAUCGUCAUGCCUCUGCAUUUACCAAUGUGGCUUGUAAAGUUAACAAUAUGGAUCAAAUCCACUGCUAAAUUUUAUGAACGCUAUAUGGUCUCCCUUUAUUACCCUAGAGAAAUGUGUCGUUUUCCGUACGCGGAAAAUAUACGGCUUGUAGUUUGGAAAGCCCAAAUCCAAGUAUGACAGUAGAGCGGGUUCAAAAUUAUUCGGGAAUCGGAAAGCUUUUUUAAAACCGCAUUAUGUCCCUCCUUCGAGUAUAAAAUUAGAAAAAGACGUAAUUAUCUACCAAAUUAACUAAAGAAUGAAUAUUUUUAUGCUUGUUUUCCAUGGAAUAUAAUUGAAUCUGUAAGGGCAUUGAAAAUCAAUGAGAAAAAUUCAUGCUACUUAAGUAGUCGUUUUUUACAGAGUGUAGUUUUUGCAUGCAACCGGAAGGAAAUCCAUUCGAAAGCCGGUAUUCUGAGGUAACUGAAAUAUUAUAGAAUUAUGCUGCAGACUGACUAGUUUUACAACCCUACUUAAUUAAUCUUUUCCAAAGGAAAACGUAUUUCGGAAUUUCAGUAGACAUUUCAUGAGUUAGCCAACCGACUGUACGCCCAUCCAUGUUACCCCUGGCAACGAAUAACGCUGGACGGGGAGUCAGCAAAGCCGGCGGAAAUUGGCAGCAAGGGCUCUGUUAAACCCUUCCGACUGCAUUACUCUGCCUGAUAUCCAUAUUGUUCUCCCUCAACCUAAUCUUCCGUUUCGAUUUACUUUUUUUUGCGGUAGGUGACGUAACCCGUAAAUUGUACGCGAAUUGACGAAAAAUCUCUACUCAAUCAGAAACAGUGUAUCGAACAUAAUAUUACGUUGGUUAGAAAUAACAUCUUUUUGAAGAGGAUUUCCCAUGCCCAUAGUUGAUGUAGGCCCCCCGGCGACAACGGCGUCUGCUGCUUGUCUCAAGACGUUAUGUAGAUAUCAGUGAGUACUUUGUAAUUUUCACUGUUUCAAUCGAUUGCCGAAGCAGGUGGGUUUAGUCGCUCAUGUUUGUCAAAACUAUCAGAAUAAGACAGCUUUUGGAGACCGCCUGUGUGAUGAAUUAUCGAGCAUUCUUUUGAUGCAGAUGGAGGUUGGGACCGUACUUGUAAGCUUACCCAAACAUGUAACCUAAUCGCCAAUGAACAACGAAAGCAUGCACUUAAUAUGCUUUUGGUCAAUUCUAAAACCACUUCUAAUGAGUCACCCUCAAAAGAUGCCUUACUGGGAUAUGUCGCGUACUUCAUCUUUUUCCAAAGGACAUUUGAGGGAGACAUUGAAACGUUCUACACGCUUAUUCACUUUUCUUAAAAAGUACUGGUAGUUCUCCUAUCGCGGACGAAGAGCCUCACUUUUUCCAUGUUAGAACUACUUUUAUUAUCUUUUCUGGCCUUUAGACUCCGCUCUACAAUUCUAAAUGCUCUACGUAGUAGCUGUAUAAAUACCAAAAUAUUACUCAAACUGCCAAUAUCCUGUUCUUUUGGUCCCCAAAUUACGUAUUAGUGGAAACUUGACUGCGUAAAACUAUCUUGAAAUGGCCGCAUAAUGGCAGACCUUUUCUCGCUUACUUGUGGUACAUUUGCAUAUGCCCGGAAAAGAGGGCUGUGUCAACCCAAUAGAUUGCCUGUAGACACCGUUACUGAUUGUUGGGGCAUAAAGUCAUGCAGAUUUGCAAAUCAUUUUUUAAGAAAGAAAAACCUCUAGUUUUCUGAAACUUAGCAUACUUAUUAACAUUCUGCUUCACCUGAUUUACGCAAAACUGAACAUCAAUUUCCAAAUUUGCGAAAAUUUUUCCGGUAAAUCUUUCCCGUUUAGAUUAAUGCCUUUGGUAGAAAAACGCUCAGAUGCACAAAUUUUACCUAGGACAACUAUUAAUUUAGAAAUUUGCCUGAAUAUGAGGUAACGUUAAUUCCCGCCCAAAUUUACAACAGUCCCUUGGCAAAAUUACUUAACAACAGAUUUUGAAUGAGAAAAGGAAUUUUUUAACAAUGCGUUAGGCGAAUAAGUAAAAUGCCGAACGUGUGAAGUGCCCCAAAAUGAUCUUGUGGAUUUACGUUAUAGCGUUUUAUGAAUUACAUCUCCUACGGUUUCUGUUUCUGACUGCCGGAUUGGGUUACAAGUAGGCCUGUCAGCUGUCCCGUCAGGACAUUUGUUGGCUCUGCUGACGAUGAUUCUUUUCCAUCCAAAAUUCUGUUUGUUCCUAGGUCGGGACGCACUUUUCCGUGAGGUCAUUGAGUUGGAACCUCUCCGGGGACGCCUUACUGCUCAAAUCCUCGGACGAAUUCUGCCUUUGCUUUCUGGACCUCGACAGCACAUCUGGGGACGAACCAUCUGGACUGGAUGAGUUCUGGAGAGCACCAACCAGUCGUCGGGUAAGGCACCUCAUCGACGCAACCGGCGACCUCGCUUUGACCUCUGACAGACCAGAUGAAGCCUUUCACCAGGACGCGGUGAUGGAAGACGAGACUGACACCUCCGACAUGCCUAGAUGGGCUCGUGACGGUGAUGCUGAUAGGCUGCGCGAGAAGGAGAAUCGCCCGGCCAGAUCAAUAUCGGCGUCAUCGCAGUGCAGCAAGUCGCCGCCGACAAGCCUUAGGUCAGGAUGGAAGUUCCCAGUCACUACGCCUGCUUUCCACAGGGGAGAAAAGACUCUGGCCGCAAAGAAAUAG